GUCUCAGGAGUCAGACAGUCCCGAGAUCUUAUUAUGAGGGAACCAUUAGAAGUUCUUGCUCCAGUGGAAUCAGGGAGUGUGUCCAUCCAAUGAGGUUUAAUUGUGGGCGGGGCCAUGACUGGCACUCCUUAGUUCUGAGACAGCCCAUUGGACCACAAAGUCACCCAUCAACCAUGGUUACAUCCAAUCAGAGGCCAAGACGGCAUCACUUGAGGAGGAAGCUCCGACCCUCACGGAUCUUUGGGUUUGUGCUGAGCUUGUUCGCCUUUUCCCUGCUCCUGUGUUGGAAUGCCUUUAGAUUUGGAAAUGAGCUCCAGCAUCAAAGAACUCCCCGCUCCACCCAUCAGGAAGGAGAGGAGCAUACGACGCUGGUGAUUGAGACCCACGCAGAAUAUCCUGAGGAUUUAUUUUCUCUGGAGCAAAGGCGUCAGGGGGCUGUGGUGCUACACAUAUUUGGGAUGCUGUACAUGUUCAUCGCGCUGGCCAUCGUGUGCGACGAGUUCUUCGUUCCAGCCCUUACUGUCAUCACAGAGAAGCUGAAGAUCUCAGAUGAUGUAGCAGGUGCUACCUUUAUGGCAGCUGGAGGCUCCGCCCCUGAGCUCUUCACAUCUGUUAUAGGCGUGUUCAUCUCUCACAGCAACGUCGGGAUCGGUACCAUCGUCGGCUCUGCCGUCUUCAACAUCCUGUUUGUGAUCGGCAUGUGCGCGCUGUUCUCGCGCGAGAUCCUCAACCUCACCUGGUGGCCACUCUUCCGUGACGUCUCCUUCUACAUCGUGGACCUCAUCAUGCUCAUCUUCUUCUUUUUAGACAAUUAUAUCUCCUACCUGGAGAGCAUGACGCUGCUAGGGGGCUACUUUUCUUAUGUGCUUUUCAUGAAAUUCAACUCCUUUUUUGAGGUGUUUGUCAAGAAACUGAUUAGCCGGAACCAGGUGGAUGAAGGCGAGGCCAUGUCCAAGGGUGACAAUACUGAUGGGAACCAGCUCUCGACCAAGCCCCACCUUCAGAGAGGUGUAAGCUCCGCCUCUCUGCACAACUCCCUGAUGAGGAACAGCAUCUUCCAACUCAUGAUCCACACACUUGAUCCACUCAGUGAAGGAAAAUUCAAAGACAAAGCUUCAAUUUUGCACAGGAUUGCAAGAAAGAAGAGACAAGAGGAAGCAAAUGGCACUGUGAAUAAGAAAUUCUCUAAAAGUACCAGCGUGGAGGUAGAAGUCACUCCGCCAAUGAACGGCACCCUAGCACAACAGAGUGAGGAAGAAGAGGAAGAUGAUGAGGAACAGCCUCUCAACCUAGAGUGGCCAGACACAACCCGAAAGCAAGUGAUGUACCUCUUCAUUUUCCCCAUUGUCUUCCCACUGUGGCUCACACUGCCCGACGUCCGCAGAAACACAUCAAAGAAGUUCUUUCCCGUCACGUUUCUGGGUUCCAUCAGUUGGAUUGCUAUCUUCUCCUAUUUGAUGGUGUGGUGGGCUCACCAGGUUGGAGAGACUAUCGGCAUUACGGAGGAGAUCAUGGGUCUGACUAUUCUUGCAGCAGGAACCUCCAUUCCAGAUCUCAUUACCAGCGUCAUCGUAGCCAGGAAAGGUUUAGGAGACAUGGCUGUGUCGAGCUCAGUGGGUUCCAAUAUUUUUGAUAUUACCGUGGGGUUGCCCUUCCCGUGGCUGCUCUACUCGCUCUUUCACAACCUGAAGCCAGUGGCGGUGAGCAGUAACGGCUUGUUCUGUGCCAUCGUGUUGCUCUUCCUCAUGCUCGUCUUCGUCAUCGUCUCCAUCGCUGCCUGCAAGUGGAGAAUGAGCAAGCUGCUCGGCUUCUUCAUGUUCGUGCUUUACUUCAUUUUCCUGGUGGUCAGCGUCAUGCUGGAGGACAAGAUCAUCACCUGUCCCAUCUCCAUCUGAGGAGCUUCAGGGGAAUGUUUGUAUUACAAGGAGACAUGACACUACUUCCCGGAGGAUGCACUGGAUUCUGAGGGGAUUUGAGAUGAUAUGCACAAAGAAAUUACAAAGAAAACUACAGAAACACCAGAAACUACACCAAACAAGAUUAUACAGUAUCUCAGUAAUCUGAUUAGAAAAUCAAAAAGUGCUUAAACAUUAAACAGACAAUACACAUGAUUACUCAGAACACUAUACAGGACAUACAUGAAUGACUUGACUCGUAGCUUGUAAUUACAGAGAAAUUACACACACAAAAAGCCAUAAGUAAAUUUAUCCAUAAACUACAGUGCAAUUUUUUUUUUUUAAUUAAGCAAGCUACACAAAAACAUCCAGUGGAAUUGCACAAGGUACACAGAGACAACAUACAAACUUACUCAGGAUGGCUGAACUACACAAAAACUACACAUCAACACCAAGAAACCCAUCAGGACCAGCGCUUCAUGUGAUGUUUAAAAGAUGGCACAUUAUUUUAAUUUAAAAAAUAAUAGUAAAAACUUUUUGUUUACUUUUCCUGGGAGAUUAACACAACGGACACGCACAUGUGCAGCAGAUUUAGACUGUUCUAAUGAAUGCGAUAAAAAAAAUGGAUUGAUGGACGGACGUGUGGAAACAGGGAAGUAAAUUCUCCUCAGGGAUGUUCACAGGAAAGGCUUCAGGACUGAGACAAUGAAUCAAGCCUGAACCUGAACACUAGGACGGCGCAAUUGGAGCGUCUCCUUUGGUGGAGAUGAAGAAAUAUUAUUUUGCGUAUACUUUAUUAUUUGAUCAUGGUUGUUUUAUUGUUAUUUAAUAAUCAUUAGAGUUUAAAUUUGUAGACUGACAUAAGUAAUAGGCAUGCAUAUGUUU
Clarias gariepinus (North African catfish) is the source of this 2780-nucleotide messenger RNA. It is a transcript of the gene slc24a2b, whose product is annotated as solute carrier family 24 member 2. Gene Ontology annotation, cellular component: membrane. The record is from RefSeq and is a predicted model, not a curated record. The transcript has 10 exons. Bases 90 to 1895 code for a protein of 601 amino acids. Gene Ontology annotation, molecular function: calcium, potassium:sodium antiporter activity; calcium channel activity. Gene Ontology annotation, biological process: calcium ion transmembrane transport; long-term synaptic depression; intracellular calcium ion homeostasis. Lineage: Eukaryota; Metazoa; Chordata; Actinopteri; Siluriformes; Clariidae.